AUGUUACAUGAUCAAAUCAAAGAUCCAAGUGGUUUUAUUCAUUCAUGGGUAUUCGAGUUUGAAUUGGCAUUUUUUGACAAACACACAUUUAGUCUGAUCAAACAUUUGAUGAAACAUUGGUGGUGGUUAAGUCUUGUUUAUGCCGUAUUUUAUAUCGUUCUCGUGUUUUUGGGUCGGGCAUGGAUGUCAAAAAGAAAGGACAAAUAUGAAUUACGAAAACCUCUAGUAUUAUGGAACACCGGUCUCACCGUUUUCAGUUUGUGGGGUGCUUGUCGAUGUAUGCCAGAGCUGAUUCAUGCUUUAACACAACAUGGAUUUAUGUACUCUAUAUGCAAUUGCUCAUAUAUGGAAGGUGUUACCGGAUUAUGGGUUUGGUUGUUUAUGGCUUCGAAAGUUCCAGAAACAAUUGAUACACUAUUCAUUGUUUUGAGACGUCAACAGUUGAUUUUUCUUCAUUGGUAUCACCAUGCAUCUGUUCUAGUCUAUUGUUUCUACAGUUAUGCAUUAUUUGCAUCUACUGGUCGUUGGUUUGUUUCCAUGAAUUAUUGUGUACAUACAAUUAUGUAUGGUUAUUUUGCUUUACGAGCUGCUCGCAUCCAUGUGCCUAGUUUUGUUCAAGCCACAAUUACUCUUUUACAACUCAUCCAAAUGGUUCUUGGAUGUGUAGUUAAUCUAAGUGCAUAUCAUUAUAAAACUCAAGGGCAUCUUUGCUCAACAGAUCUCACCAAUAUCACCUUGUCUUUAGCUCUCUAUGCUUCAUAUUUUCUUCUGUUUGCACACUUUUUCUAUGUGACAUAUUUAGGAAAGAAGGAUAUGAAGAAAAAGAGAGAAAAACAGAGUUGA
Messenger RNA from Adineta ricciae, 843 nucleotides. Lineage: Eukaryota; Metazoa; Rotifera; Eurotatoria; Adinetida; Adinetidae. The record is from the annotation of a GenBank genome assembly.